Molecule: messenger RNA, 2553 nt
Organism: Siniperca chuatsi (mandarin fish)
Lineage: Eukaryota; Metazoa; Chordata; Actinopteri; Centrarchiformes; Sinipercidae
Gene: cmklr1
Product: chemokine-like receptor 1
Exons: 2
Coding region: 81-1229 (382 amino acids)
Biological process (GO): chemotaxis; complement receptor mediated signaling pathway; inflammatory response
Cellular component (GO): plasma membrane
Molecular function (GO): complement receptor activity; G protein-coupled receptor activity
Source: RefSeq, a predicted model, not a curated record
AUUUAGGGAAUGGAAGUGUUGAGAAACCACAGUCAGCUGAUUGCUAAGCAGAUGGGUUGUGGUGUUUCCAACACAUUUAAAUGAAACAGCACAGCUCAGUUGACACUAAGCUCUGGACACCAUCAAGUCAACAGCAGUGGAAGGUCUGUGCUGCAGAAAUCUCUAAGACAGUUCUUCAAGGCAAAAUGGAUUAUUCAGAUGAUUAUCAAUAUAUUCUAGACUAUAACUACAGUUACGAAAACAAUAUCACUCCACAUGAGGAGCUAGUUUUUCAGCACAAAUCAUCGUGUUUAAAUGAAGCUCUGUGUGUGUGUUUGCUCGUGGUCAGCGUGGUAAUUUUUCUGCUGGGCUUCUUCGGAAAUGCUUUGGUCAUUUGGAUUUCUGGCUUCAAGAUGAAGAAGACAGUCAACACCACCUGGUACCUGAGCCUUGCGAUCUCUGACUUUGUCUUCUGCACCUUCCUCCCUUUCAACAUCACCAACACGGCAAUGGAGGAAUGGAUCUUUGGCGCCUUCAUGUGUAAAUUCGUCUCCUCAGUCAUGUUCCUCAACAUGUUCAGCAGCGUCUUCCUCCUGGUCGUCAUCAGUGUCGAUCGCUGUGUGUCAGUCGUGUUUCCGGUUUGGGCCCAGAAUCAUCGCACUGUCAAAAAGGCAUCGAUUGUUGUUUUACUGGCCUGGCUUCUCGCCAUCGCACUGAGCUUUCCCUCUGUGAUCUUUCGGGAUGUUGGCACUCACCUGGGUAGGACCAUUUGCUUCAACAAUUAUACGUUUAACCAACACAGUCACAAGAUAGUUGCAGUGAGCCGCUUCCUUGCAGGGUUUUUUGUCCCUUUCACCACCAUCAUCAUCUGCUACGCUAUAAUCAUCCUCAGACUUCGAACCAACAGGAUGACCAAGUCCACCAAACCCCUCAAAGUCAUGACUGCACUCGUCGCUGCUUUCUUCAUCUGCUGGCUGCCCUACCACGUGUUCAUCCUGCUUGAGCUGGACCACCAAAACUACCAUCACAACAUUUUACGCAUCGGACUCACAGUAGGCACUUCUUUGGCAGCAGCGAACAGCUUCCUCAACCCAGUGUUGUAUGUUUUCAUGGGCAAUGACUUCAAGCAGAAGUUCAGGAGCUCUGUGCUCUCAAAGAUGGAGAAUGCGAUGGCAGAUGAAGGCCGCACCACCAGCCGAUACCUGUCCAGGUCCAGCUCCAUUGACACCAGAGUUUCUACACACAUCUAGAGGUGUCACUCCAAAACUGUUUCACUCAGUGCACACACAAAAAUACUUCAAAUAUGCAAUUAAUUACUGUAACACAAGAUGUGAAAUAUAUAUGAAUCAAGUCUGUAUAGAUUCACAGUACAAAUGAGCCUCUUUGUUGCAUUUUUCUACUUUUGGCAGCAAAGAGAAAGUUGUUGCCAUUUUAGGCUCACAAACACAUAAUGAAGUUGAAGAAUCUGCAAGCUUGAGACGUACUUAGCUCAUUUUGCAUUACAGGGUGGGUGACAUCAAUCUCAUCCAGCAGAAGAGUUUUCAAAGCAAUAUUUGUGAAAAGUUUUGUAGGCAAUUAUAUAACUGUAAAUUUAGUUGUAAAAUACGAGGACUGUAAAAUAUGAGGUAUAUUUUCUGAUAAUACAGUUGUAAAAUACGAGGACUGUAAAAUAUGAGGUAUAUUUACUGAUAAUACAUAUAUAAAAAAUGUAUCAUCACUAUAUUAAGCAUUGUCUGUAAUUACAUUAAGCAAAAGGAACACUUGAGCGGCUCCUUUCACAAGAGCAAUUUUGCAUGUAUUUACAAUCACAAAUGGUGGCAGCGCCACGUUUCACAAAUGUUGUGUUGAAUGCAAAUUGCAGAUACAUUUGCGAGUUUUGCAGGGCUCUUGCAUGGAUUGCAAGUAUGGUAUUUGUUCUGAUUAAUGAAACACGUCCAAAUUUAGGAAAAUAAUCUUAUGUGGCAAAUCUCAGCUUGUAUGUUGCAAAUUUGUUGUUCAUUUGCUGUAGAGUUGACUGUUGUAAAGAUUUCAUUGGCUUCCUUGACCUUCCUUGAACUAAAAUGAUAAGCACAAAGCCAGAGACUGGAAAUACACAGAAGAUAAUGAAGAACAAUCGGAAAAGAGCAAAGAGUUGAUUACUGGCAUUUCUUUUUCAGGCGCAUACAACCUCAGUUGUUGCAUCACCCCAAAAAGCAAUGUUCUGAGGUUUCAUUUACUGACAUCACAGUACGCAACUAUUUUUGUGUUGCAGACACAAUGUGCAAAUGCUUGGAGGUUUGCCGCUGAGAUAUGCACAGUGUAGUUAGUUCUACUGCUCUGCAUACUAUAAUCUGUUUUGGACAGUUUAUUGUGUGAGAUUAAUGUAUCUCUGUAACAACUCAGUAUAGCAAUCAUGAUGCAGUACAAAUACACACACACACAGCUGUUGUUAAAAACAACUUGUUGAAUGGACCUUUAUUUAUGUUAUUUCAUGUGUGAAAGCUGUACUGUGAAUGUGGUUUGUGCAGAUGCUUGAAUGUUUUUUUUUUCUCUUUGUUUCCAUUUUCUGAAAUAAAGCACUAACUAUUACAAUCA